Messenger RNA from Fomitopsis serialis, 1136 nucleotides. RefSeq lists its product as uncharacterized. The transcript is spliced from 2 exons. NCBI's taxonomy places the organism in Eukaryota, Fungi, Basidiomycota, Agaricomycetes, Polyporales, Fomitopsidaceae. Bases 11 to 997 code for a protein of 328 amino acids. The record is from RefSeq and is a predicted model, not a curated record.
UCGCGCCCUCAUGAGAGCGGCUCUCGCAGCCCUGUCCACUAUCAGGACACUCACCGACCUCGAGGUGUUCCUCGACGAAAGAGGCGGUGUUUACAGUCCAGAGAUGGACUAUGGCCAGGCUACGCCACCCGUCGGUGCGUUCGCGCAGCUGAAGCGCCUACAGAUCGACGGGCGAACGACGUCGGUGGCCGCCGUCAUCAGUGUGAUUGUUGCGCCCAAACUGGAGGCUGUGGAGUUGGCCUGCGGGGACUGGCACUGGGACCCGGAAACGAGGGAUACCGUCCUGGUGGAGGACGCACUCACCGUGAUCUUCAAUCACCUGCGUCGCCGAACUGGAACGACUCUGCGAAAGUUUCACCUCAGCCUCCGUGAAUACAGCGGAGAGUUGUUUCCGAAAGGGACAGCACCCGGCACACGUUUCCCCAUAUCGGCGGGUCCCUUGCUCGGGCUUUGUCGCCUUGAGGAUGUCAUGAUACACCAGUACAGACUGAGCGGCGACAGGGAGUACCUAUGUAUCAAUGUCCCAGCCUUGGUGGCGGCUUGGCCGACGUUACGGUUCCUCACGUUACCAGGCCUCGCCGUCAACAUGGAGUCUCUCCAGGUCAUCUCGCGCACAUGCACUCGACUUGAACGUCUGACGGCCAAGUGCCUAUCAUGGUCCUGGUUCGACGUGCCCGGAGCGAUGGAAGGCCGCUCCUUCCGCCUGGAUACUGCAGCGUCCGACACGAUUGCGUCUGCACUUCGAGAGCUGCGCUUCGAGGAACCCCUGAAGGCGAUCUUGCCUGAUACCGCCAGCAACGUCGCGCGCCUCCUGGACUCGCUGUUUCCUCAGCUUAUACCUGAGCGAUGCUCGGUGGUGGCGAUAUGGACCUCACGGCGCCAACCGGAAGUCCGGGAAACUUACGACGUCAUGGAUAUAGUGGCUAGGCUGCAGCGGGCACGGCGGGACGCCAGCAUGACGGCUGACCGAAUGUUGGACGGUCCUUCGCGUCCGUAGAUGUUACGCCAGGACUACUACAAGUAGUUGGACCACGUGUCGUGUAAGCUACGACUUGUCCGUUCUGCCUUAUCCGCGUCUGCGUUCCGCUGAUGCAGCUGCCUUGCCCGGCCGCGUUGCACACACUCCGAGAUACUGC